Molecule: messenger RNA, 2380 nt
Organism: Aureobasidium pullulans EXF-150
Lineage: Eukaryota; Fungi; Ascomycota; Dothideomycetes; Dothideales; Saccotheciaceae
Product: WD40 repeat-like protein
Exons: 4
Coding region: 20-2107 (695 amino acids)
Biological process (GO): proteasome-mediated ubiquitin-dependent protein catabolic process
Cellular component (GO): Cul4-RING E3 ubiquitin ligase complex
Molecular function (GO): protein binding
Source: RefSeq, a predicted model, not a curated record
CAACGUUCUCGUAGACAAAAUGAGUUCCCCACCUCCUGGCCACUCGCAAUCUUCUGCCUCCCAUUCGAGCCCGAACUAUGCACAAGCAGCAGAUGAGUGGGUAGACGAUGACGACAUGGACUUCGAGGAUGAAGAUGGCACAGAAUACGCAACUGGAGAUGAAAUUUACUUUGCUGGUUCGGAUGGUCUAGAAGAGACCGAGUACUAUGACGCCGACGAAUCACUCGGACCAAUCGCAAUAGACUUCGAAACGACCGACGAUGACGAUGAGGACGGAGAAACAGCGACUGAUGCACCUUCGGAUUCAAAUGAGAAUGAAGAGGAAAGCGAGACUUCACAAGCAGAGACAGCAAGGCCACAGGCUCAGGGACGAACCAUCGCUCUCACACAACAGCAGAUCCUACAACUGCUCGGAAACACUGGACUCAGAGGUCUUUUCGCGAACGUUGUUGGUCAGCGAGGAGCACUUGCUGCUGAUGAUGAUGACGACUACGAGGACGACUCAUACCUUGGCUGGCAUGCCAUGGGCCGAAGGGCCAGACGGCCUAAGAGAGAAGGCUCAGGAUACCCCAAGGUCCCCAGUGAGGCUGGAAAAAAGCUGAUGGAGUCUGGUAACUUCGGCACCACCGAGCGUCCGCGAGGAACGUUUGGCCGCAAGAGGAAGCUAGCAUACAGGAACAUGAUGCGUGAGCUUGGAAUGGGCGGUUGCGGUGCUCAAAAGAAUGCCAACAGACUCAUAUCUCAGCACAUGAUACCUUCAACACAAGCCGACAGCAUCAUCAACUACAACCAUCCUUGUUACUCUGGACAGUUCUCCGAGGACGGCAACUUCUUCUUCUCGUGUGCGCAGGACUUCAAGGUCCGCAUGUACGAUACUUCGAAUCCGUACAAAUGGAAGUACUAUAAGACGGCGCACUAUUAUGGCGGUCAAUGGACUAUUACCGACGCGACCUUGAGUCCGGACAAUAGAUUCCUGGCAUACAGUUCCAUCAGAAGUGCAGUCUGUCUUUCUCCAACAGAUCCAGAAAACACCAUGGAUCCUACGAUAUUGGACUUUGCGGAUAUGGGUCAGGCUAGAAGAACUGGACGUGGUUGGGGUCACUUUGGUAUCUGGUCGCUACGAUACUCUGGCGAUGGUCGCGAGAUUGUCGCCGGUACCUCGGACGAAAGCGUCUAUGUAUAUGACAUUGAAACACGACAGUCAAUAUUGCGAAUCCAUGGCCACAGGGACGACGUCAAUGCUGUUUGCUACGGAGACAAAACAUCACCACAUAUUUUAUACUCUGGCUCAGAUGAUACUACAUUGAAGGUCUGGGAUAGACGAUCAAUGGGAGAUGGCCGUGAAGCUGGCGCAUUCGUUGGCCACACGGAAGGAAUUACCUACAUCGACAGCAAAGGCGAUGGCAGAUACGUUCUCAGUAAUGCCAAAGACCAGACAAUGAAGCUGUGGGAUCUGCGCAUGAUGAUGUCGACUGAGCGAUUCGACAAGAUCGACCCUGAACAAUACACCACCGGCUUCGAUUACAGAUUCGCACCUUACGAUGAGGAAGAGUAUGAGUCUCAUCCUCACGAUUGCAGUCUGGUCACUUUCCGAGGCCACAAGGUUCUCAAGACGCUCAUUAGAUGUCAUUUCUCGCCACCGGGCAGCACGGAUGGCCGUUAUGUGUAUAGUGGAAGUCAUGAUGGCUCCGUGUAUAUCUGGAACAUGGAUGCCACAUUGGCGGGCAAGAUCGAUGUGCUGGAAGCAACCAGGAACUCACGACCUGAGCGUGACGAGCGAUAUGUCGAUCGUUGGGAGCACAGCGGAGGACGCAGCCAAUGGAGUACCAUCGUCCGAGACGCCGCCUGGCAUCCCACAGCUCCAGUCAUUGCCGCAACUUCAUGGAAUGGAUGGGAUCACGGUCUAGGAACCUGCACAGUACACACCUGGAACGACGACAACGAAUCCGACGAAGCCGAGCCCAAGAUGGGAGCACGCUUGAACCCCCAACUCGAGCAAGACAGCAGAUACUACGAGGCAGCCGCCAACCGAGCGACCUCGACCAGACGAAGCCGCUUCGUGACACGAGCACAGAUGGCUCGAAAUGAUGAAGAAGCUGAAGAGUAGAUAUCUUCUGAAGACCUUGACUCUUUCGGUCUGAAGCCUUUGAACAAGUUGUCUUUGCCAUACACGGGGAAAUAAGGGGGAGUUCCUUUUCUGGUCGCUUUGGUGGUGGGGUUAUUGCACGUAUUUUAGGGUUACCUUUGGGGACACUCCUUUUAGCUUCUUCUUCUUCUUCUUUCUUUUUCUCGGAUCUGUACAUAUGGAUGGGCAUUAGUUUCGGCAAAGGGUCAGCUUCCAGAACAGAAUUUCACUCCUUCAUUGAGCCAGCAAUUCUGC